Messenger RNA from Diabrotica balteata, 681 nucleotides. The record is from the annotation of a GenBank genome assembly. NCBI's taxonomy places the organism in Eukaryota, Metazoa, Arthropoda, Insecta, Coleoptera, Chrysomelidae.
AUGAAUGAAGUUAUCGUGAGAACGCGACAAAACAAUCUUUAUGCUGAAGCAACAGAUAAGUUUUCUGGUAAUGAGGAGGAAAUAGAUGUUGUCAAUGUCAACGAUAAGUUUCCAUUCACAAACAAGUCGGUGUUUUCUUUCCCCAAUAAUCCAUCGACGAAAGAUCGCCAACAGAUCCAGAUGCGUAUGGCAACUGCUAUAUCCAAGAAGCGAAUAUCAGCCCAAGCUCAAGGCAUCAAGACUAUCAUGCCCGUUAGGAAAACAGCCACACCGGAGGCGUCACCUAUCAAAAGAAAACCCGUGGAAACCACAAGGAGUGGGAAAAAGACUCGGCAAUACAGGACACCGGUUAACACUCCAUACAAACGCAGACAAUAUGGAAACAGUAGCGAUAGCGAACCUGAACCAUCCGAGAAAAGAAGUUUACACAACAACAUGGAGAGGCAGCGAAGAAUCGACCUGCGCAACGCUUUUGAAGAUCUGCGAGUAUUGGUUCCCGAAGUUAGCAAGAAAGAGAGAGCCGCCAAAGUGGUGAUCCUCAGAGAGGCAGCUCAGUAUUGCGAUUUCCUCACCAACACGUCCACGAAAUAUUCGAAACACUUCGAUGAAUUAAAAAAGAAGCAGGAAUUCCUGAGGCGGAGAGUGUCUCAACUGAGAAGGAAUUUAGCAGCAAAUCGUUAA